AUGGACGGCAACGCGCGGUGGGCGUCCGCGCGCGGGCUCGCGCCCUCGAUCGGGCACGAGCGCGGCGUCGAGGCGCUGCGCGAGGUCGUGCGAUGCUGCGCGGCGUGGGAGAUACCCGCGAUGACGGUCUUCGCGUUCUCGCACGAGAACUGGCGUCGCUCGAGAGAAGAGGUGGAGCACCUCAUGGCGUUGCUCCGCGAUUGCCUCCGCGACGAGCUGCCGACGUUGACGAAAGAAAACGUCCGCGUGUGCGUCAUGGGCGACCUCGGCAUGGUCGAGGACGACCUCCGACGCGCGGUCAGGGACGCGAUAGACGCGACGUCGAACAACGACGGCCUGCGGCUGUGCGUCGCGCUGUCGUACGGCGGCAGGCAGGACAUCGUAGCGGCGACGAGGGCCAUCGCCGCGGAGGCGUCGGCGGGGCUCCUGGACCCGAGCGAGAUCACGGAGCGGACGUUCGCGGAGCGGCUCGCGUCCGGGCGCGCGCUCCCGGAGCGCGUUCGAGAGCCGGACCUCGUGAUACGCACGAGCGGGGAGCAGCGGUUGAGUAACUUUUUGCUGUGGGAGAGCGCGUACGCGGAGCUGUACUUUUGCGAGAAGACGUGGCCGGAGUUUGACGAGGCGGCGCUGCGGGACGCGAUGGGCGAGUACGCGCGGCGGUCGCGACGGUUCGGCGAGCGGGCGUGA
Messenger RNA from Micromonas pusilla CCMP1545, 687 nucleotides. RefSeq lists its product as uncharacterized. The record is from RefSeq and is a predicted model, not a curated record. The coding region runs from base 1 to 687 and encodes 228 amino acids. The transcript has a single exon. Lineage: Eukaryota; Viridiplantae; Chlorophyta; Mamiellophyceae; Mamiellales; Mamiellaceae. Gene Ontology annotation, biological process: polyprenol biosynthetic process.